AUGUCUUUACAAAGAGACCUCGUUAAGUCUAGGCGUCGUAGCCCAAACCCAAGAGCAUAUAUGGCUCGGCCUCCUCUUAUGCGAAAACCCAAUUCAGCUGGUAGUGGAGGACGAAGCUCACCAAGCGGAGAGGCAGUGCAUGUAGCAGUGCGGGUGCGACCACCAUUUCGUGGGGAAGCUGCACAAGAAAUUGUUGUUGCAAUGGAUCCAUCUCACAAAACUGUACACGUUAAGGAUAGAAUGGAUGAUCAACAAGUGUUUUCUGUCGAUAUGCCAGUUUGGUCUUGUGUUGGAAAGGCAUUAGAUGGUUCUGCCCCAAUAUCUCAAGCUACUCUUUACGAAAUGGUUGGACGACCACUCCUAGAUCAUGCUUUGGAUGGAUUCAACAGUACAUUAAUGGCAUAUGGUCAAACAGGAAGUGGAAAGACUUACACAAUGAUGGGCGAUAUUAGCCUAAAUCUUGAUGAUAACGAAGAUGUCCUUAAUAAUAGUGAGGAAGGUAUAAUUCCUAGACUUUGUCGAGAAAUGUUUCAACAAAUUCAAAAUCGUUCUUUUACAGCCUCAUCAGGUGGAACUAUCAGUUGGGAAGUUCACGUUUCUUUUGUGGAAGUAUAUUGUGAAAAAAUCAGUGAUUUAUUAAAUCAUGGAUCCCCUGUUUCAUUACGUGAUGAAGUGGUAGAUAAUGAAACAUUUUUUACACUUGUCGGAGCACGCCGUAUACAGGUGACAAAUACAGCAGAUAUUCUGAAAGCUCUUAAAAUUGGAAAUAAGUGUAGAAAAACAGCAGCUACAGCGAUGAAUGAACGUAGUAGCCGAAGUCAUGCUAUUUUUAUUGUGGAACUUACUGAAAUUCUUUCUUUUACAAAUCCAGAUGGUGAUGUAGUAAGUGCACCAAGUAAAAGUCUAAGUAUACGUCUUGUUGACUUGGCUGGUAGUGAACGUAUUGGUGAAACAGGAACAAGUGGCCAACAAUUUAAAGAAGGAGUUGAAAUUAAUCUUUCUUUAUUUACUCUUGGUAUGGUGAUUGAAUCUCUUUCCGAUCCCAAACGGCGAAACAUUAAACCACCAUAUCGAGAAAGUACACUGACAAAAAUACUAAAAGAUGCUUUUGGUGGAAACAGUAAGACAACAAUGAUAUGCACAAUUUCCCCAACAGAGGCACAACGUGGACAGACUAUUCAGACUUUGCAGUAUGGAUCAAAGGCGCGACGAGUUGUGAAUAAACCUCAUGUUGAAGUAGAUCCCUCUUCUGUGGCACUUCGUAAAGCUAAUGAGGAAAUGAUGGCCCUUCGUCAGCAGCUUUCAGAAGUGAGAAGAGGAAGUGAAGAAUAUGCAGAACUACAAGGACAAGUACAAAAUAUUAAAGAACGACUACGUCAGGAACAAGAAAUAUCACGUCGACGUAAAGCAAAUCUUGAACAGAAGGAAGCAGAACUUGCAGAACAUUUUCAAAAGAUGGAAGAACAACGUCAAAUGUACAAUUGUAAAAUACAGGAGCUGGGAGCUGAAGUGGAACGUGUCAAAGUAAAACAUAAAGAAAAAGAACAAGAACUGCAGAAAACAAAACGCAAGGUAGAAUCUGUUGCAGAUGAACGUGUAAGGGAGUUGGAAGCUCAACGUGAAUUAAUGGAAAAAGAAUUUAAACGCAAAGGAGAUGAAAUGUUGCAAAAACAGAGAGAAACUGAAGAACGCUUGCAGAAGUUAGAUAAUGUCUUUAAAAAUCGUGUUGACAAGCUUGUUCAACUGCAAAAGGAUCUGGAAAAUGUGUUAAAAGAAAAGGAACAUGUGGUUCAUCAACGUGAACGAGAGCUACAGGAAAGACAACGACACCACGAGGAAAAAGUCCGACUACUACAACAACAAAUGGCUGCGAAAGAAAAAGAAUGGAUGGAAAAACAAAAAGCAGUUGAAGAAGAAUGGCGUACUCGAGAAAAGAACUAUCGACAUCACCUUGAAGAGGCACUAAAAAAGUCACGUCUUAUGCAUGAAGAGUCAACUAACCGGGAGAAUGAAUUGCAUCGCAAAUAUUUGGAAGCGCAACGCGCGGCACAACAAUUGAAAGAGGGCUCAGAAUUGAAAGAACUAGAAUUGAAACGACAGAUAGAGGAAAUUCAACGUGAAGCGCAACAACAGGAACGUGAAUUUAAUGAAAAAUUGUCUCAAGCGGAGCAUGAUGCUAAAAUACAAUGUGAGACUUUACAAAGAGAAUUGGAAGCCACUUCAGCUAGUACGCUAGGUAAGGAACGAAAUAUGGAGGUACAUUGGGCACUUCUUGAAGAAGGCUUAAAGAAGCGUGAAGAGUCACUGCAGAAACGUGAAGCGGAGGCGAAUGCCAGACUUAAUGAUGCACUACGAAUGAAACAGGAAUGGGAAAGAGAACAACGUGAAAAAAUGGCUGAGGCAGAUGCCCGUCAGGAAGAAGCCAUUGGAGUUAUUCGAAGCAAAGAAAUUCUUGUUCAACAACGUGAAAAUGAACUAAAAACUUUGGCACAACAAUUGGAAGCACAAGCUGCUGCGCAAGAAAUAGAGGCAAAACGGAAAGAACAUGAACUCAGCUCAAAAAUCAGUGAGACGGAACUUCUUUCCUCUCGUGAACGACGCGCUGCACAGCGACUACAGGAUGAGCUUCAAAACGCUUUAGACCGACUAAAAACAGAGAUGAAACAACGCGAGGAACAAUUGGCAUCCUGGGAAGAGGAAUCUAAAAAACGCUAUGCACAACUGGAGAAUUCUCUUGCCGAGAGGGAAGCUGUGAUUAAACAAAGAGAAGCAGAUGUCGAAGCACAGGAGCGUGAAUUUCUACAGAGGCGACCAAAGGAAGGAGACUCUAAGUUCGCUAAAGAAAUUCAAGAAUCUAUAGGAGAUAUCGUGCUAGAGAAGGGCGCACGAAGUGAGACGGCGACAAUGUUUGAAGCAGAUUUAAAGGCACGUCUCGCUUCGAUGAACUGCAAUACUGGUGAUUUUGUUACCUGUUUGCGAGUUAGCGAAGAGGUUCUCUUGCAUCGUGAUGUGGGCUUUAUGGAGGCAACCGAAUCUCAAGAACGGGAGGCUUUAAUAAAACAUGAGAAACGUUAUAGAAAUAUUAUCAUGGAACAUGUAAUUCUGGAUAGGCGGAAUAUGAAACUACAGAAGCGUGAAAAUGUGUUAGUUUCUGAAGAGAAAAAGUUUAUCAAAGAAAAGAUGGCCUUACAGUCUUUUAUGCAAUUUCUUCUUAUUGAGAUGGAGCAGCGCUGCCGCAUCCUACUUGAAUCUUCGCGUAAUCGUGAGUAUAACCUCAUCUACACACUUGAGACUUCCACCCGCCGCCCACGUGGAGUCGAUGUGGAGUCGGUGGAGUCCCAUGGACUCGAGCGGGAGGUGCAGAUGCGUAUGGAAGGCCUCUGCGCGGAGGAGGGGCGACUCACGCAGCGGAUAGCCGACUUCGCGGCGGAGCGGGCGGCGUGGGGGUUGGAGACCCGACGCCACGACGAGGCACUGCGGGCGUACAUCUUUGAGCUCGAGGCCCUCGACCGCGCGGAGGUGCAGCAGCGGGAGGCGGAGGGGCGGGCCGUCUGGACGUAUCUCCUCGAGCUCGAGGCGGCCGACAUCCAGCGCGGCCAGCGGGAGCGUGGACUCGUGCAGAUGGAGAAGGAUAUCGCCAAGCAGCUGACAGAGACAGAGCGGCAGUUGCAGGAACGCACCGCAGACAUUAACAGACGACGCCAUGAGGCCUCCGUACUCGCAGAGGAGAAUGAACGUACACUACAGGACCAGGAAGAUGACCUCGCUGCGCUUGUGGCAAAGAAUGAAGAGGUAGAAAAACAAAUUAAGUUGCGGGAGACAGAGUUACAGCAACAACGACUCCGUUAUGUGGAUCUGCGGAAAUUGCUGGAAGAGCGAGAUGCACUACUGCGGCGCGAACAUGCACAUCGGAUGGAUGGUAAAGAUAGUGCGACACAACUUACAGAUGACCUGUUAGAUGUGAAUGACCUCCUCAAAAAUCAACUACAUCUUUGGAUGAAGAAAUACGAAGUUCUAAAGAGUGAUGAAAAGUUAGAGUGCGAACGAUGCUCAUGGCAAAAUAAUCGUGAUGCCACCGUAUGUCGUUGUUGCGGUAAUGCACAACUAGUGUAG
Molecule: messenger RNA, 4113 nt
Organism: Trypanosoma theileri
Lineage: Eukaryota; Euglenozoa; Kinetoplastea; Trypanosomatida; Trypanosomatidae
Product: putative Unc104-like kinesin
Exons: 1
Coding region: 1-4113 (1370 amino acids)
Biological process (GO): microtubule-based movement; mitotic spindle organization
Molecular function (GO): ATP binding; microtubule motor activity; microtubule binding
Source: RefSeq, a predicted model, not a curated record